AUGCUAAAUAAGUUAUGUGGAAGCAUUAGUUUAUUACGUAUAUCGUCUCCUUCGACAAGCAUUUGUUCGAAACGUUUUCUACCAGCAUAUGCUCCAAAACCAGUCAACAAGCCAAGGUAUUUGUGGGAUGAGCGGGAUCUUGUCAAAAAAACGGGUGGCAAGUACACACAUGAACCCCUGAGGAUAAACAGACUGGGAGGUCGGGAUCCUGAAACGGGUAGAAAAGUCAAUCAGCAUAUUGGAGGGGGUGUGAAGUUUGACUAUUAUAUGAUUGAUUUUCAUCGCCGUGGCCCAAACGAAGAGGGGAAGACUUAUGACGAAAGGGUUAUUGAAGUUCGAAGGGAUCCCAAUCGGACGAGCCAUAUAGCUUUAGUUGCCGGUAAAGAAGGGAAACGAUGGAUUUUAGCCACCGAAAAUAUGCGAGCUGGUCAAAUUAUUUCGACUUCAUGUCAUAUACCUAGGAAUCCCAUCAUUGGAGUUGAGGGGAAUGCUUAUCCCCUGGGAGCUCUUGCCGUUGGUACUCUGGUAAACAGCGUCGAAAAAUACCCCGAAAUAGAACCAGUGUGUUUUGGGAGAGAUACUGAGGUUUUCAUAGUGUCAGCGGGCACAUGCGCAGAAAUUGUUAGGCACCAAGGAGAUUUCGUAGUAAUAAGGCUUCCUCACAAACAUGAGUUUUCGUUACACAAGGAGUGUAUGGCUACUGUUGGUAGGCUUUCUCACGCUGAUUUUAAAGACAAAAUUUUUGGCUCCGCUCAAAUGCACCGCAGGUUCGGAUACAAGAUGAGCAGUGGUUUGUUCCACAAGAAAACGGGAUAUUAUGGACGCAAGAUUAAGCCUCUGCCUCCAGUAAGGAAACUCGACGUUAGAGAAGAGCCUUCACCUCCAUUUUAUAAAGUUACUUUAACAAAACAACAACUUAGUGGACUGGAAGGGACAGCACGUUUUAACGAGCUUGUGAUAGCUGGUUACAACUACAGAGAUUACCCCUAUUAUACUGGAAAUUCUUCUAAUUGA
Molecule: messenger RNA, 1014 nt
Organism: Enterobius vermicularis (human pinworm)
Lineage: Eukaryota; Metazoa; Nematoda; Chromadorea; Rhabditida; Oxyuridae
Source: the annotation of a GenBank genome assembly